Molecule: messenger RNA, 744 nt
Organism: Theobroma umbraticum
Lineage: Eukaryota; Viridiplantae; Streptophyta; Magnoliopsida; Malvales; Malvaceae
Source: RefSeq, a predicted model, not a curated record
UGCUUGCCAACACCAGAAUAAUCCCAUUUUCGUUGAGAAAUUUGCAUUGGAAAAAACGGAUUUAUGACAAAGAAUCAGUCCCCUUAAUGUCAACAGAUAGUGUUAUAAUCUCCGUGUUGGAUGUUUGUCAUAACAUGGUCCGUGAAUCAAGACGCAAGAAAAUGUUUCUACUUGUGUUUAUCAAGAAAGAAGUGAUUGUGCCCCAUGCUGAAUAUCUGGCAAUGCUCAAGGCGAAGCAAGCGGAAGAAAUUCUUCACCAGCUUGAAGAUAUGGUUCGGUUGCAGGCUCAGGGCUGGAGCUUCCAGCAAGCAGAUUGGGAAAACAUGGGUAAUGUUAUAAGACAAGCGGGACUUGGUGAUUCGAUAAGGAACGCUUUGGAUUUAGCCAGGGAACGUGCUAUAAGGGAGUCGAGUGAACAACAAGUGGUUAGGUUGGUGCCUGCAGCUGCAACAUCGAUUCAAGUCUUGGAAAAGGUCACCUGUGGUUCAGAAGAGAAGUGUUCAGUGUGUUUGGAAGAGAUGUUAACUGGUUCUCAAGUGACUCAGAUGCCUUGCUCCCACGUGUUCCAUGGAGACUGCAUUGUUCAGUGGUUGAAGACAAGUCAUAUGUGUCCGGUGUGCCGGUUCAAGUUGCCAACAACAUAGUUUGUUCUUUUCUCUUCUGCAUGUUCAAAAUUUGUUUCAAUAUUGACAUUAGAAGGGGCAGUGCCUUCAAAAGAAGCUGUUAGAAGAAGAGGAAGAGCAA